AUGAACCUUUUUUUCUUGUUCCUUUCUGCUUGUACUCGGACCACAGCUCGUUGGCAGGCUCUUUCCUCACAGAGCCCGCACCAGGAUGGGUGCUCUCCCGGCGCAGCGGCUGUUAUGGAUGUGUGUUUUGAUCUUUACUGGAAUAACACAAGUUUGCGCUUCAAAUGUCUGCACCUCCAGGGGAGCCAGCACAUGCAAGCAAUGUCUAGCUGUGCACCCCAGCUGUGCGUGGUGCUUCCAGGAGGACUUUGGACAGGGAGUUGCCAGUUCUUCCCGCUGUGACCUGAAGAGUAACCUGGUGGCAGCAGGCUGUGCUUCGUCAGCUCUGGAGUCUCCAACCAGCAAACUACAGGUGAUCGAGGACCGGCCCCUCAGCAACAAGGCAGCAGGGGCCACACAAGACGUCACUCAGAUCAAGCCCCAGAAACUCCAGAUCACCCUCAGGCCAGAUGAUGCUAAGCGCUUCACAGUGAAAGUGCGUCAGGUAGAGGACUACCCUGUGGAUCUCUACUACCUCAUGGACCUCUCCUACUCCAUGAACGACGACCUCUACCGCCUGAGGACGCUGGGCAAAGGCCUGGCCGAGGCCAUGAACCGCACCACCAGCAACCUCCGCAUGGGCUUUGGGGCUUUUGUGGACAAACCGCUCUCACCUUAUAUGUACAUCUCUCCCAAAGAGGCUGUGAAGAACCCCUGCUACAGCAUUAACACCACCUGUUUGCCCCAGUUUGGCUACAAACACGUUUUGUCUCUGACGGAGGAGGUGGGCCGCUUCACCGAGGAAGUGAAGAAGCAGAUGGUGUCCAGGAACCGAGAUGCCCCGGAGGGAGGCUUUGAUGCCAUCAUCCAGGCUGCUGUGUGCAAGGAGCAGAUCGGCUGGCGUCCUGGUGCUUCCCAUCUCCUGAUCUUCACCUCGGAUGCCAAGACUCACGUGGCUCUGGAUGGUCGUCUGGCAGGAAUCGUACAACCCAAUGAUGGGCAGUGCCACCUCAGCUCUGACAAUAUUUACAGCAUGUCUACCACCAUGGAUUACCCAUCUCUCGCUCUGAUCACAGAGAAGAUGUCGGAGAACAAUAUCAAUCUCAUCUUUGCUGUCACCAAUCCUGUGGUUCCUCUGUACCAGAACUACAGCGAGCUGAUUCCUGGCACCACAGUAGGAACACUGUCCAACGACUCGGGAAACGUUAUUCAGCUCAUACAGAAGGCCUAUGCUAAAAUCCGUUCCAAGGUGGAGCUGGAGCUCCAAGGCGUCCCAGAGGAGCUGUCCCUGUCCUUUAAUGCCACCUGUCUGAAUGGAGAGGUCAUCCCUGGCCUCAAGUCCUGCUCUGGGCUCAAAAUAGGAGAUACGGUUUCUUUCAGUGUGGAGGCCAGAGCUCGCGGUUGCCCCAAACAGAAGAAGAAAACCUUCAUCAUUAAGCCUGUGGGCUUCAAGGACUCCCUCUCUGUCACCGUCACCUUCGAGUGCGACUGCAAGUGCCAGGCCAAGGCCCAGCUCGACAGCCCCAAAUGUAACCACGGCAACGGCACCUACGAGUGUGGCAUCUGCUUGUGCCACCCAGGUCGCUUGGGGCCACACUGUGAGUGUGCGGAGGGCGACUAUGAUCCCACAGAGCAAGACCGCUGCAGUGGACCCGCAGGCUCCGGAGGGCCCCACUCUGCCGUUUGCAGCGGCCGUGGAGACUGUGUGUGCGGCCAGUGUGUGUGCCACAGCAGUGACUUUGGGAAAGUGUGGGGCAAGCUGUGUGAGUGUGAUGACUUCAACUGCCUGCGCUACAAGGGCGAACUCUGCUCAGGCCAUGGCAUCUGUAACUGUGGCUUCUGCCAGUGUGCACCGGAUUGGCAGGGUGAGAACUGUAACUGCUCUAGACGUACUGACACCUGUAUGUCCAACCUGGGCCUGCUGUGCAGCGGGAGGGGCCAGUGUGUGUGUGGGGCCUGUGAGUGCACCCAGCCUGGUGCAUACGGGGCCACAUGUGACAAGUGUCCCACCUGCCCUGAUGCCUGUACCAUGAAAAAGGAUUGUGUGGAGUGUAAGCACUUCAAGAGGGGCAAACUGUUUGAGGACAAAACCUGCUCUCGAAUCUGCAAGGAUGAGAUUGUUCUUGUGGAUGAAAUAGUGCUCCAUGAUACAAAUGCUGUGAACUGCACAUACAAAGAUGAGAAUGAUUGCGUGGAGCGUUUCCAGUACUAUGAAGACGCCAGCGGCAAGUCCAUCUUGUUUGUCGUCAAAGAACCAGACUGCCCCACGGGUCCAGACAUUUUGGUGGUGCUUCUGUCAGUGGCAGGAGCCAUUUUGUUCCUCGGCCUAGCAGCUCUGCUUAUCUGGAAACUGCUGGUCACCAUCCAUGACAGACGGGAGUUUGCCAAAUUUGAGGAAGAACGUGCUCGUGCCAAGUGGGACACGGGACACAACCCUCUCUACAAAGGAGCCACCUCUACCUUCACAAACAUCACUUACAGGGGAAAAGACUGAUGCUACUGAACAAAGAUGAAGAAGAAAGGAUGAAAUAAUGGACUUUGUGGGAAGGCACCAAAUCAUGUGCAGGCCUCUACUGUCACAAGACAAUAAUUAAUAAUUAUUUGUGUUUGUAAAUAUGUAGAAAUAUUCUGAGAACACGUUUUAUCAGGGAUUUGUCGUAAACAUCCACUUAUACUACACUGAUAAGUAAGGUAUUGUUUGGUGUGAUUGACUGAGAACUGUUGCUCAGGCCAGAAUAAAGGUUCAGUUCACCCAAACUUUCACCUUCCCAUUGUAUCCAGCCAUGUAUCGUUUUACUUUAUUUGCCAAUGUAUUGACCACCACUGAAAUCCUGACAGAUAUUUUUUUUUUCUUGUGCAUGUAAUAUGUGGACCUUAGUCUGUAUAUCUUCCUCUUCUCUCACAGCCCCAAUACAGCGGAGGUAAGUGGAAAUUCAUUAGCUCAGAGCAUACAAAAAUUACAGCAACAUCUCUUUUUAGUCCUAGUUAGUCUGCAUAACCCACAGACCUUGCCAGUGGAUUGACGGUUUUCUUUUUUUUUUAACCUUUGGUGGAAAAUAGUAUCAAAAGAAAACUAUUGGCAGCAAGAUUUGUGGAUUAACAAAUCUUUCCUUGGCAAAUAAAACCAAAACUAUCCACAUGACUGGAUACCACUGAGGCUAAGAGGGAAACUAUAUUUUAAAUGUCGGUGAACUGAUGUUUGAGGUCAGUGGAAGAAUUGAAGGACAGAUAAUGUUGUAAUGACAAAACAAACUUCAUUUCCUGAUCACAAUGUUGGAAUUUCCUGCUAGUGGUACACAGUGGGACAAUGGCAAGAUAAACUGUCUUUAAUUUGAGUGACGUUUUGGAGAUAUGAUGUGGUUUGGAGUAAACAGUUAAUUUACAGAAAACUGGUGCUGUUU
Messenger RNA from Toxotes jaculatrix (banded archerfish), 3380 nucleotides. RefSeq names its product integrin beta-3-like. Gene Ontology annotation, biological process: cell migration; integrin-mediated signaling pathway; cell-matrix adhesion. The record is from RefSeq and is a predicted model, not a curated record. Gene Ontology annotation, molecular function: integrin binding; fibronectin binding; fibrinogen binding. Gene Ontology annotation, cellular component: focal adhesion; integrin complex; cell surface. Bases 86 to 2473 code for a protein of 795 amino acids. The transcript has 15 exons. Lineage: Eukaryota; Metazoa; Chordata; Actinopteri; Toxotidae.